Molecule: messenger RNA, 221 nt
Organism: Amoebophrya sp. A25
Lineage: Eukaryota; Dinophyceae; Syndiniales; Amoebophryaceae
Source: the annotation of a GenBank genome assembly
AAAUUAUGUACAUUCCAGAUCUCGAUCCCGUAGAGACACCCAGACGGAACCAGGAGGAUUUGCAGCGCUAUCAACAACGAGAGGCACUCCGAAAUGGUUUGAAGAGGAUGCUGCUACAACUUGGAAAACGUCACACAAGAGACACGAACGGAAAGAAUACGCAGUCUAUAGCACGACCUACACCCACUUCUUCGUCAGCUGAGAUCUUGCCUGACAAUUAC